AUGGUAUCUCUUGAUGUUACAUCCCUCUUUACUUCUAUUCCCCAGGACCUGACGAUUGAGACAAUCGAGCUACUUCUACAAAGCAAAUACGAUGAGACGGAAAAUCGUCUUGGGUGCGCCCAAGUCCUUCAGCUCCUGAAGUUCUGUCUCAGGACGUACCUCACGUUCGACGGGACAAUCUAUGAACGGGUGAAGGGCACACCAAUGGGUUCGCCGACUUCGGGGUUCAUCGCCGAGGCGGUCCUGAAACGGUUAGAGUCGCUGGUCUUCCAACACCACAAACCGAAGUUCUGGGCCCGGUUUGUGGAUGAUACCUUCGUCGUUAUCGACCGGGAUAAACUGCUGACAUUCAAAGAACAUCUGAAUGCGGUCUUCCCGGACAUACAAUUUACGAUGGAGGAGGAAGAGAACAACCAGCUGGCUUUCCUGGAUGUCCUCGUAUGCCGCAAGGAUUGUGGUGGACUAAAAACCAAAGUGUUCAGGAAAGCGACAAAUAAGAUGCAAGCACUGAACUUCAACAGUAACCACCCAAUCAGCCACAAACGCAGUUGUGUAUGGACCUUCUAUCGGCGUAUUGAAACGCACUGCAGUGGGUCGGAAGACAAGAUUGCCGAACUACCAUAA
Messenger RNA from Spirometra erinaceieuropaei, 624 nucleotides. The record is from the annotation of a GenBank genome assembly. Lineage: Eukaryota; Metazoa; Platyhelminthes; Cestoda; Diphyllobothriidea; Diphyllobothriidae.